Messenger RNA from Rhipicephalus microplus (southern cattle tick), 950 nucleotides. RefSeq lists its product as uncharacterized. NCBI's taxonomy places the organism in Eukaryota, Metazoa, Arthropoda, Arachnida, Ixodida, Ixodidae. The record is from RefSeq and is a predicted model, not a curated record.
GUGCCUCCGGGCCAGGAAGACGAGGUGGCCAAACGCGUCCAGAAUGCCAUGGGUGAUUUCGAGACGGCGCAGUGGCUCUUCACGAACCACCGCGACCAGUUGUUCGGCAUCGCGGGCACCAGUGCGGCCGCACAGAAUCGGACGCCGCCCACCGUGAGCAGCCCCGUCGGCAACGGCAGCGCGCCCACCGCGAGGAAUGUCAACGCCACGGAUCCUGGAGCAACCACGAAUGGCAGCAGCAAAAGCCAAAGCUUUCUGACUCAGCAGCAACACCGUAGUAAUGGUGUGAGCAGCAGCACCAGCAGCAGCAGCAGCAGUGAUGGUGCCAGCAGUGGCGGCAGCACGGAUCCUGCUAACCAGUCGAGAAAUCAGAAUCAACGGCAGAGUUCCUCUCACCAAAGAAGCUCAAGCCUGCCCUCGCACCAUGCCAACAAGCAGCAGUCUGGCGAUCAUCACAAGCAGCAGCAGCAGCCGCAUCGGCCUCCGCCGCGGAUGGAUGGCCAGUGCAGGCCCUCUUCUACUAGGUCAUCUUCGGCACACGCCAAGGACAGUAAGCAGUUGUCCCAGCCUCGGCAGGGCUCGAGCUACCAACGUCGCGAGUCCUGGGGCAGCUCUUAUCCGAAAGGAUGGCGAGAGGAGGCAAUGUCAAAGCCCAAGGCAGGCUCUUCACGAGCUUCAAAUGCGGCCUUGAGUGCAGCGUCCACCACGAAGGCCCCCGGGGCGACAUCGAGCAAUGGACCUCUGAAAGGCCUCUCCAAUCAGUUUUCUGCCUUGCGUACAGCCUUCACGGAUGUGAACAAAGGGAACAGUUCCAGCUCAGCACGACGCCAGUCGUCUACAAGUUCCACAGCACUGGCCAUGCGCGCAGAAAGCACUGACCCAGCAGCAGGUAGCACUAAAUCUUCUUCGGUGCCAACGAGCUCUGCAUCGUUGGGAAAGACCAGCGUGAG